ACACACACACACACACACACACACAGACAUAGACCAUGUGGUUGGAAGCAUUUGGAUUUUGAAACCACCCUCCAACGGUAUCAUGGAGGUUGAGGACAUGUGCGCCUGUGCAGUCCCUCCCUCCCCUGUCAAGUGCAAUGGAGACACGGAAGCAGAGUAAACCGGCUGCUCUCUGUGAAAGGGGGAAGGGAAAGCACACACAUCUACACUUGCGGCAGUGAGAGGUUUUUGAAUGGACAGAGGAGUGUGGUCACUUCCUGGCUGUGUACUGAACGAGAGAGUGGACGUUGACAUUUCCUGAUCUGCCUCAUCCUGCCUUCAACAUGUCGCUGCUCACCCACGUGCUGGCAUGUCUGUUUGGUAUGGGCUCCUGGGUGGCCAUCAAUGGGAUGUGGGUGGAGCUCCCCCUCAUCGUACCAGGGAUCCCAGAAGGGUGGUACUUGCCAUCGUACCUCACAGUCCUAAUCCAGAUGGCCAACAUUGGUCCUCUCUUCAUCACCCUGAUGCACCGCUUCCGUCCAGGGGUGCUGGAUGAGCGGCCGGUCAUCUAUUGCAUUGUGGGGUUGGGGAUCAUCGCUACAUUCCUGCUGGCUUUCUUCUGGAGGCACACAGUGACAAUAGGGGGCUCUUUGCACAGUGUUCCCCUGCUGGUGUUAAGCUUCCUGCUCUCUGUAGUGGACUGCACCUCCUCUGUUACUUUUCUGCCUUUUAUGAUGCGGCUGCGUCCACAGUACCUCACCACAUACUUUGCAGGUGAGGGCCUCAGUGGUCUGGUGCCUGCACUGGUUGCUCUGAUUCAAGGGGUGGGUGUGGUCCACUGUCAGAAUGCCUCUUUGGCUGUUGGGGCCAACGAAACAGCUGAUAAUUCUGAGCUACAAGCUAUUUACAUGCCGGCUAAGUUUUCUGCCCAGGUCUUUUUCAUCUUCCUCAGUAUUAUGAUGGCCGUGUCCCUGGCAGCCUUCAUCUUACUCAACCAUCACCCAGCUGUGGCCCGGGAGAGGAAGAAUGACCUCUACUUCAGUGGGGAUCUGGGUCUGGGUAAGAGAGAACAAGGCCUGUCUCUGCAUGCUCAAACACCAGAGCAGAAACCUAUGAUCAAUCCAUUGGAGGCAGUCAGGGGGGAACCCAGGAGUUCUUUUGGCAAGGGGACGUACAGCAACCUCGAGCUGGUGUUCAUCUUUGUGGUGCUGGCCUGGGUCAAUGCUCUGACCAAUGCAGUGCUGCCCUCAGUGCAGUCCUACUCCUGUCUGCCAUAUGGGAACAAGGCAUACCACCUAGCUGCUACCAUGGCAGCUGUCGCUAAUCCAGUGGCCUGCUUCAUUGCCAUGUUUAUGCCGAUUAGGUCUCUUAUCUUCAUGGGGUUCUUGACCAUGUUUGGGACUGGAUUCGGAUCCUACAUCAUGGCCAUGGCUGCUCUUAGUCCAUGUCCCCUGCUGGUCCACAGUGCUUCUGGAACUGUAGUCAUAGUGCUGACCUGGAUCCUGUUCGUCCUGUCCUUGUCCUACGUGAAGGUCAUCAUUGGGGUAAUUCUGCGGGAUGAGGGACACAGUGCCCUGGUGUGGUGUGGAGCAGUAGUGCAGUUGGGCUCCAUGGUGGGGGCAGUAUCUAUGUUCCCAUUGGUCAGCAUCUAUGGACUUUUUAAGUCAGGUGAUGCUUGCAACACCAAAUGUCCACUGUAGACAAUAGAUAUGUUUAUGAACAACACUGCUGUACCAAACGGAAAUCCAGAAAUUGCUCUUACUUUGGUAGCACUAAACUCAUUGUGAGAGCUUUACAUGUUUUGACUUGUUUCAUCAGCACUGAGAUGUUCCAGGUAAUUAUCUAAAACUAUAUCAUAUCUAUGAUGUGUUUUAUCACUCUUGUGAUCAAUUCAUAUUUUACAAAGAUGUCUGUAUUUAUUGAAUGAUGGAUUAAACUAUACACAAGGCUGAAAGGGCAUCUAGGGGCAUUUUCACACCUGAAAAUGAGGACCAUGGUCAGAAUAAAGGCUCAAAUCUUUGUUACAUUGUUUACAUUUAAUCCGCUCAAUUUUUGGUUUUACAUUUAAAUUUAUUAUACUGUUGUCAUCACCUACGUAGGCCAUCUAUCUAUACUUGACAUCGAUUCAUUUGUAGACAAGCAUGUGUCUGAUGUUGCCGUAUUGUUUUUAAUAACUUUUUCUAAAAAAACAAAAUAGAAAAAAGUAUUCUUUCCACUAAAAUGGAGAAAAAUUAGUGAACUGCUUCACUUCAUUAAUUUUGUUGCCUCUCUAAUAUAAUGGUAUUACUGCCAGAUAAAUGUUGCUGAAACAUUACAUUGGCAAAGACUACAAGAAAUCCUGUGAGUCGCUUCUGCUUUUAUUGUUUUAUGCUGUGUCAACUUACUGCAAUAGGUCAGAAAGUAUGAACUUUCCCAAAUAAUGUUUUCACACUGCAAACGCUCUGAACCAUGGUUCGAUUGAUCCAGACUGAGACCACCUCUUUUGGUCUGACUCGAUUUUGUUCUGUUUGUCUGGACUGUGGUCUGAGUCAUCUUUAAUGUAUGUUAUUUUGGUUCAGACUAAACUGAAAAGUCCGAGGGUCCAGAUCAAACGAGGUAGGUAUGAAAGUGCCCUAAAUUGUUUUAGACUACACAAGACCCACUGAAUAUUAUUGUACUGCUGAGCAAAUUACAAUUCCUUCCCAAUCUAGAGGUCAAAGCCAUUUUACUUGAAUUGUUUUGAAAUGUGGAAGUAUAAACGAUUGAUGUUGCUUUUUCAAGAACCUUCCCCUUAAAAUUGUGCCUUCAGACACUGACAGGUGUGAGUUUUUUUGGUUGUUUCACAUUUCUUUAUAGCUUUGUGGAUGUUGCUACUGUUCAACAUUACCAAAUAAAACCUUUGUUUUUA
Molecule: messenger RNA, 2866 nt
Organism: Paralichthys olivaceus (Japanese flounder)
Lineage: Eukaryota; Metazoa; Chordata; Actinopteri; Pleuronectiformes; Paralichthyidae
Source: RefSeq, a predicted model, not a curated record